Aureobasidium namibiae CBS 147.97 is the source of this 714-nucleotide messenger RNA. RefSeq names its product Co-chaperone Hsc20. NCBI's taxonomy places the organism in Eukaryota, Fungi, Ascomycota, Dothideomycetes, Dothideales, Saccotheciaceae. The record is from RefSeq and is a predicted model, not a curated record. Gene Ontology annotation, molecular function: ATPase activator activity; protein-folding chaperone binding. Gene Ontology annotation, cellular component: mitochondrion. Gene Ontology annotation, biological process: [2Fe-2S] cluster assembly; protein complex oligomerization. The transcript has a single exon. The coding region runs from base 1 to 714 and encodes 237 amino acids.
AUGCGCGCAGCACUGUCAACACUCAGCCGCAACAGCGCGACUCUCGCCCUGCGCAGGCCUUUACACGCCUCAACACCACUACCCAACCACACUAUCACACCCACCACCGCCCGCACAAUCUCGACAACUGUUCCACGUCGCGAAGCUCCCAACGUCACAGCUCGCGACACUCUCCUUCCGCAAACCCACUACGACUUCUUCCCCUCGCUAGGCUCCGACGCUCUCCCACCAAAAGGUCCCUUCACCCUCGACCUCUCUCUUCUACGCAAAGAAUUCCUCCAACUACAAGCAAAAGCACAUCCCGAUCUCGCUCCUCAAGAAAAGAAACGUCAAGCCGAAGCACUGAGCGCGCGUAUCAAUGAGGCCUACAAGACACUCCAGAACCCGUUACUCCGGGCACAGUAUCUAUUGGAGAUGAGAGGAGUUGACGUGGCGGGUGACGAAACGGCAAAGGUCGAGGAUCCUGAGUUGCUGAUGGAGGUCUUGGAGACGAGGGAGGUAAUUGAGGAGGCCGCUUCUGAGGAAGAGUUGCAGCCAUUGAGGGAGUUGAACGAGAGGAGGAUUGCUGCUAGUGUGGGUGUGCUGGAAGAUGCAUUCCAGAAGGAUGAUACCGCGGCUGCAAAGGAGGAGGCUGUCAAGUUGAGGUAUUGGAUCAACAUUCGGGAGACUGUUGAUGCUUUCGAGCCCGGCAAGCCUGUGGUCAUGAUCCACUAA